This is a messenger RNA of Hyalella azteca, 4084 nucleotides long. RefSeq names its product transcription factor Sp1. NCBI's taxonomy places the organism in Eukaryota, Metazoa, Arthropoda, Malacostraca, Amphipoda, Hyalellidae. The record is from RefSeq and is a predicted model, not a curated record. The coding region runs from base 82 to 2292 and encodes 736 amino acids. Gene Ontology annotation, cellular component: nucleus. The transcript has 14 exons.
GGAGUUGACAUAUAUACAGAUAUAUAUGCAAAUCUGUAGCAAUUUUUAGGCAGACUUGGCUGGAAACCAUCACUGAUAAUAAUGGACAGUAUAUUUGUGUGCUUCCUUUGUGAAGCUGAGUACAAGGAUGUGGAUCUUCUCAACGAGCAUAUGAAAGAGCACGAAAAUAUGCCAGAAAUGAGCUCAGGAAUCUUGAAGAAAAGGCGCGGUCGUCCUCCCAAAGUCGUUGACGAAUUUGACUCGAGUAUGAAAACUUCUUUACCUCAACCAGUGCUGAAGAAGCCUAAGACUGAAAAUCAUGAACCAUCCUCAGGGGCUAUAAGUAGAGGAAUGAAAACGUUUAUGAGAUCUCCAAAACCUCAAAACUCUGUCUCAUCUUCCCACAGCCUGCCUAAUAUUGUGAAUGGUAGUAAAGCCUCAACAUCUUCUAAUUCCAUAUCAGGCAGUACUCCCUUAGUAUCUAGAACAACUUCCAAAUGGGGUCAAGUUGUGAAAGAAGAAGUCUCCCCUCCUUCCAAUGUCAAUGCUCAGGCUCUCAGAAUGCAGAAAAUGAUUCUUGCCCGUGAAAAGCGCAUGAAAGAACUGAGUUCAAAAGCUCCUACUCAGAUGCUGGGAGGGAAUGAUGGCAGCAGCAGUCCAGAUCGUGAACUUGAGGAAGUGCAGCAGCUACUUGAUGGCUCCCCCAUGUUUACUUCCGACUCAAUGAGCAGUCAGAGUGGUCCUGUUGUGCUCACGGCUGAGCCUGAGAACUUCUCAGUACCUUCCUUGAGUGUCCCUAAAAAACAUAAGCUGAACAUGAACAAGUGGAAAAAAAGCUCAGAUUAUUUUGAAAAUGAAGUAGAUUCAAUGCUGGACUCAAGCAUGAGCAUUGGCAGCAGCUCGAGCAUGACUUCUUACUCCACUACCACCAAUGCCUCGUCUGGGAAGAAAGAGAAACUCAGAGUUCGGCUGGUGGUGGCUGAGGUUGAGUAUGAAAUGCUAGCAUCAGACGAUGAAGACGACGGCCCUGUACUAGUGUACGGCAAGCGAGCCACGCCUCUCCCCGAUAACGUGCUCGAUGUGCUCGGUGUUAAGAAAGACGGCGUGGCCCAGACACGCAUCAAAGUGCAGCGCGGCGACUACGAGAUUCUCUACAGCAAAUCCUCCAAGCCAGGCCGCCGUUCUGCUCCUCGAGGACAAGAGCCUGAGAGCGUCUACGAGUGUGAUGAAUGUGGCAAGUCAUUCAGGUCCAACUCAACACUGAAGGUUCACCUCAAGUCUCAUACUGAAGUGAAGGCUCUGCCGUGCCCGCACUGUGAACAGGUGUUCCCUCAGCGUCACAUCCUGCAGCAGCACCUCAUAGACGAGCAUCCCUCCUACAACCUCAUCUGUCACUACUGCAAGAAAGUGUUCACACGGGAAGACACGCUGCGCUCUCACUUGGUGCGCAUGCAUGAGACCGACGGAGGCCUCAACUGCAACGUCUGUGGCAAGAACUUCCCAAGCCAGGGCCAGCUGGAAGCCCACGUUAGAGUGCACACUGGCGAACGUCCUUUUAGAUGUCAGCUGUGCAGCCGAGCGUUCGUGCAGAAGGUUCACCUCAAGACGCACCUGCGGACGAUGCACCAAACGCUGGACGCGCCCACCACGCCCUGCCGCCUCUGUGACGCUAUGGUCGAGGACCGCAUCGCUCUCAGGGACCACGUCACUGCUGCCCACGGUCUCUCUCAUGCUGGCUACAAGACUCAAGUCGCAGAGCUUCGAAAGAUGGGCAAAAUUCCCGAGGUGGUACCUCCUAAAGUGAAGGUCGUCGAUCCUUCGUUCCGGUACAAAAAGGUGAGCGUCGAGGACCUCGAGGCCAUGGAGAAGAAGGGUGCAGGCAGCUCUCGAAGUCGGGCGGUCGCAGCGCGUCGUUCUUACAUGGACGAUGACGAAGAAGAUGAAGACGAGGAAGACGAAGAAGAAGAGGACGAUGAGGACGCUGAAUUUGAGGCGUAUGAGAAACGCAUCGCCGUUGGGCGGCCUCGGGACAAGGAGGAACUCAGCUUCGUUGAGUCGGCUUUUAAGGUGGCCGAGGAGAUGGAUCAGCAGGUUGGUGUCACUCGCAUCCAGAAAAUAACGCCAGUGCAGUACUUCAGUAGCAGCAGCAGCACAAACAGCAACAGCAACAGUUGUGAUAUACCUGCCACCAGCGCCGCCGCUUGCUCCAUGUCUGAUGCAAGUUUGACCUUCGUCAGCACCGCGCAAAGUGUCAGCAAUAAUGGCUCCGCUGACAUUCAGCCGGACGAAGGCGUUGUCAUGUUCUCCAUGUGAGCCAGGUCUGCCCCAUAAUCACGAGCCUCCUUUUGAACCUGAAUCUCGCGGCUGAACGUUGCGUGCAUUCAUUUACGUUAAAUAUGUACACCGAGUAUCGCGUGGUUAUUGUGGAUGUCUUUGUGCUCUCUUUAAAAUUCGUGCCUAUUAAAAGUUGUGCACAAAGUUCCAGAUGACGUUCUGAAAUUUAAAUAAUUAUGGAGCUGGUAAAUCUUGAUAUAGUACUAGAACUAAUCUAGAUGAUAGCUUACUUGUAAUGUAAAUAAUACUUGAUCUUAGUAGAGAUAACUAAUUUAUUUUCACUUCAUGCCUCGAAUUGAAAUUAGAGACUCCAAAGUGCGACAUGAUUUUGCUCGAUGGCGGAUGAUCUGAGAAUUGUAUUGUUCAUAUCAGGUUAAAUUUAAAUGAAGCUCCUUAAAGGUAAAAUAUCAAAACGAAUUAUAAGUUUCAACUUUAAUAACUCAGCAGGUGCUCAUGAUAAAAAGGCUGUACUGCGACUACUGCCUCAGCAAUGUGAGUUUUUCUUGGGCCAAGCUGUAGCUUUGACGUAUAUAGCUGGAAUUUCCUUGAAAUAUUUAGUUGACGAUUUCUUAAUAUUCGUUUCGCGUUAUUUUACAAUUGAAUUUUUGUUGAGCGAAUAUUCUCGUCCGUGGUCCCUAUCAAUAGCUGCGAGUUUUUCACUUCAAUUGGAUGAUGUCACACUCAACUCGAAAUGAAUGCUCGCUGUGUAGUGGUUCAGCUUCACGAUCUGGUGAUAACUCGAGUUUAAUUGGUUGAAAGAUAUGCGGUAUUUAAAGCCAGAUAAUUGCAAGAGCUUAGCCAGAGUUACCACAUUUAGAAAUUACGUGUGGGAUGCAUAAAGCUUUUAGUGUUAUUAUUUUUUUAUUGUUGUAGUGUUUUAGGUCAGAUUAUCACGUUUGUGUCAGCAUCAGUAUAAACAAUUAAAUUUUCUAUUUAUGAUGACAAGAUAAUGGCCGAUGACGUGGCUUCUGACAACUGCUAUGUAUAUAUGCUUUUAUCUAUAUCAUAAUGUCGUUUAAGUUUUAAGAGCACACAUCACCUACAAUUCCAUCUUUCAAUUAUCGUCUGUGCAUUGCAGUACAAUGCCGGCAUCUGUCGAGUACAUUAUUAUUUAUUCUAUGUUUUUGUAAUCUUCUGAAAACUAGUUCCAGUCGGACGGUUACAAAUGAAAAAAGAGACAAGGAAAUGCGUAUAGUUGAGAAAUGGUUUGAAAAAUUGUUAUCUAAUGGAUUUUGGUUUGUGGUAUAUUCGAUCUGAAGAUUACAUGUGUAUUUGUAUAAUUUCUGGUAGUUGGAUGAACAGAACAGGAAUAUCAUUUAAAUUAUUCCUGGCGGGCCUGUAAAAUGAUUAUGUAAGGUUGCAAUUCACCAUCUAUUCAUAAGAUGUUAUAAUUUUCAAGUUCCAAUUUGCCCCGUUUACUAUUGGUUUGGUCACGUAAACAUUAUGUUGGCUACAAGGGCUUUAAUGUUCAUUGAGCUGCUGCCUUUAUUAACAAUUCUCUGCGUCGCUCGCUGUUUUUAUCGCUAUUUAUAAUUUUGUUUCAACCUUUCACAUAUGAACAAAAGUGACUCUAGAUUUACCAUGUAUUUUAGGACUAUUUUAAUAACUCUACUGCUAUAGUCUUACUAGAUUAUUUCGUUUCUGAAUAUUCUUAGGUUAGUAGUGUAUCUCAAAAUAUAUGUCCCUCUAUGUUGCAGCGUCAAAAACACGUAGAUGUUAAUGCACAGAAGCAGGUCCAAGUUCAUUUUUAUAAUUAAUGUUUGAGACUGCA